AUGGCCGCCUCUCACGGAGACUUGCGCCACCUGCUUCCAAUCAAUUACAAGCGCCAGAUCACUGACUGGCUCGAGGAGGACUGCCCCAGCCUGGACUAUGGCGGUUUCGUCGUCGGCGAGUCGGAGGGUGAGGCCCGCUUGCUGGGUAAGAGCCAGGGUAUCAUCGCCGGUGUCCCUUUCUUCGAUGAGGUCUUUUCCCAACUCGGCUGCUCAAUUGAAUGGCACAUCAAAGAAGGCACCCCCAUACCCGCAAACACAAUAACCCACUGCGCCACUGUCCGCGGCCCCGUCCGCAAAAUCCUCCUCGGCGAACGCGUAGCCCUAAACAUCCUCGCCCGCUGUUCCGGCAUCGCCUCCAAAUCCGCCUCAAUGCUCUCCGCCCUCCGAUCCCAAGGCUGGACCGGCACACUAGCCGGAACCCGCAAGACAACGCCCGGCUUCCGCAUCGUCGAGAAAUACGGUAUCCUAGUUGGCGGCGCGGACCCGCACCGUCACGAUUUGAGUCAUAUGACCAUGCUCAAGGAUAAUCAUGUCUGGGCCUGUGCGAAUAAUGGAGCUGCAGCCGGGGGCAAGACGAAUCCGGAGAGUAUUGCGGCGGCGAUUCCGAAGGCUGUUGCUGCUGCGAAGGCGGCGGGUGGGUUUGCGACGAAGGUUGAGGUUGAGGUUCGGAGUUUGGAGGAGGCGGAUGCUGCUAUUGGGGCUGGGGCGGAUGUGGUUAUGUUGGAUAAUUUUACGCCAGAGGGGGUGAGGGUUGCGGCGAAGACGUUGAAGGAGAGUUGGGCUGGGAAGGGGAGGUCUUUCUUGGUUGAGGUUAGUGGCGGGUUGACUGAGGAGAAUGCUGCGGCGUAUGCUUGCCCGGAUGUGGAUAUUCUGUCCACCAGCUCGAUUCACCAGGGUACGGGUAUUGUGGACUUUUCGCUCAAGGUCUCUCUGCGGUAG
This is a messenger RNA of Penicillium cataractarum, 939 nucleotides long. RefSeq names its product nicotinate-nucleotide diphosphorylase (carboxylating). The coding region runs from base 1 to 939 and encodes 312 amino acids. The transcript has 3 exons. Gene Ontology annotation, molecular function: nicotinate-nucleotide diphosphorylase (carboxylating) activity. Gene Ontology annotation, cellular component: cytoplasm. Gene Ontology annotation, biological process: quinolinate catabolic process; NAD+ biosynthetic process. The record is from RefSeq and is a predicted model, not a curated record. Lineage: Eukaryota; Fungi; Ascomycota; Eurotiomycetes; Eurotiales; Aspergillaceae.